Messenger RNA from Physella acuta, 1508 nucleotides. RefSeq lists its product as uncharacterized. The record is from RefSeq and is a predicted model, not a curated record. NCBI's taxonomy places the organism in Eukaryota, Metazoa, Mollusca, Gastropoda, Physidae.
CUUACCUGUUCUGGGCACGGCAUAGACUUGCCCAAAUAGUCCAAUGCUACCCGGUGUUGCUAACACACACACAACUACGCCAUUUUGGAAAUUUUAAUCUCUGUUGAUCUUAGUCGAAAGAUUUGUCACAAGAGUUGCUUCCCUCUAGAACAUGACGUCUUCGUGAAGCCAAGGUGCGUACAACUCAUGUCAGUGUGGCCGGCCAAAAAUGUCACCAAGCACUCAACACUAAACACAGGCGACUAGCAGACGACUUGUGUACAUAAUGGUUGAUCCGGUUGUGUCGUCACGAUUCGGCAAGCGCCCCCUACUGGACGUCCCUCCUAUGUUGGUCAGUGGCCACAGCGGCCUUGAGGUCCCCUCGCUACAAUCGCCGGCCUAUUCAGCCAUCAGCGCCAACCCGUUUCCAAAAGCCGUCAACCCGAUGAUUGGGGCCGGGGUGUACAACCCCCAGCCAGGAUAUAUGACCAGCGGGGGGUUGCCGCCCCCUCCCGUCAUGCACUUUGAUCAAAGAUACAACACCGCCCCCGCUGGGGGGUUCUACAACGCCCCACCCAGACAGUACUUUUACGGCCCGAACGGGGAGGUAGUCAACCCCGCCCCUUUCUACAACCCUCAGGCAAUGUACCCGGGGGUGGCCAACCCUUACCCAGUGAUGCCAGUGCCCCAGCCUGUGCCAGUACCAGUGCCCGUGAGGAUGCCCUACCCCUCAUACGGGCCUUUCACCCCCGGGUUCAGUGUCACGUGUCAGCUUGAGUUCGGACGUAUCGUCAACAUCGACAUCCGGGAAUCUCACGGCGAAUUUAGGGGACUUCCCGAUUUUUUGAGGGACGAGCUUGCACGGACCUACGGGAAAUACCCAUUCACAGAGGUCAAAGUUAAACUGGAGAAUGGGGAAUUCCAUAUUUACGCCACGCACGAACGUCGACGCAAGCAGCGUCGCAGACGCCGUCGAGACUCCCCCGACUCGGAAAGUGAGAAUUACGACGACGACGAUGACGACGAUAAGUACUUCCGCUUUGACACAGCUUACAAAAGUGACGUGGAGUCUUACACAAGUGGCGUAGGUCCAAGAAACCCUGGGACUAAACCUAGAUCAAUUGUGCACGAAAGGGGGUGGAAUAGAUACCGGUGAUUAGACCUAAGCAUACAAAACAAAUUAAUUAGUCUUUUAAAACAAUUAACUAAACAAUACUUUGCCAGUACAUCUGUGUCAUGUGACUCGGUAUUCAUAUGCUCCUGCUGUAAGGUGAUUUGAGUUCAGCACAUAUACAUAAUAUAUGUGUCUUGAAUUAACUACACACAUACAAUGUGUCUUGAGUUAACUACACACACGAUGUGUCUAGAAUUAGCUAUACACAUACAAUGCGUGACUUGAAUUAACUACACACGUAGAAUGUGUCUUGUGUUUACACCUACAAUGUGUCUUGAGUUAACUACACACAUGCAAUGUGUCUUGACUUAACUACACACAUACAAUGUGUUUUGAGUUAGCUGACUCCAGUGUU